Gloeophyllum trabeum ATCC 11539 is the source of this 5900-nucleotide messenger RNA. Its product is annotated as glycosyltransferase family 2 protein. Gene Ontology annotation, cellular component: myosin complex; cell septum; cell periphery. The transcript has 10 exons. The record is from RefSeq and is a predicted model, not a curated record. NCBI's taxonomy places the organism in Eukaryota, Fungi, Basidiomycota, Agaricomycetes, Gloeophyllales, Gloeophyllaceae. Gene Ontology annotation, molecular function: ATP binding; chitin synthase activity; cytoskeletal motor activity. Bases 1 to 5745 code for a protein of 1914 amino acids.
AUGUCGUCUGAGGCGGAAGACACCCCUCGGCAGGGCUCGCGAUACCUGGACCAUGAACGGCGGCCGUUGGAAUCUGUAUCGGACCUCACCACCCUCCCUGCGCCUUCCGACGGCCUCGUCGUGUCGUGCCUGCGGGAGCGGUUCAUGUCGGACAUCAUCUACACAACUAUCGGAAGCUCUGCUGUCGUCGCGGUCAACCCGCACAAAUAUGUCGCUAGCAAUGCCGAUUCCGUAUUGCAGAAAUACAUCGCGGAGUACCGAGAUGUCUCGCACUCGAAGGUUCCUCUGCCGCCCCAUGUCUUUCAGCUGGCCGCCAAUGCAUACUACCAUAUGCGCAGGACGUCUCAGGAUCAGUGUAUACUGAUGAGCGGAGAGACCGGUAGUGGCAAGUCCGAGAGCCGUAGGCUAUCCAUCAAGAUACUGCUGGAUCUGAGCAUCAAUAGUCCAGGCAAGAAAGGUGCGAAGCUCGCCGAGCAGCUUCCCGCCUCGGAGUUCAUCCUGGAAUCAUUUGGUAACGCCAGCACGCUCCUCAAUUCUAAUGCAUCACGGUUCGGAAAGUAUACCGAACUGCAGUUCACAGAGAAGGGGAGAAUAUGCGGCGCAAAGACUCUCGACUACUACUUGGAACGCAGUCGCGUUUCGCGGGUUCCCUCCGGAGAGCGUAACUUCCACGUCUUCUACUAUCUUCUUGCCGGAUUAUCGCAGGAGGAACGACAGCAUCUGCGUCUAGACGAGAAGGUGUCGUACCGGUACCUUGGUCAGAGUUCUGUCGCGUCGAGUCGCAAUCCCAUGCGACGCAAAGACGAUGGUCUUCGCUUUGACCAGUUGAAGAUGGCGAUGAAGAACGCGGGCUUCUCCAAGAGGCAAGUAGCCCAGAUAUUCCAGCUCGUGGCCACGAUUGCCCAUCUGGGCAACCUCGAUUUCACUGUCGAUCGGCAUCGAAACGAGGAUACUGCAGUUGUCCGAAACGUCGACUUGCUAGGCACCGUGGCGGAGUUCAUGGGAGUUCGCUCUGCGGCCCUCGAAUCCGCUCUGUCGUGUAAGACUACGCUCGUCAGAAAGGAGCUUUGUACUGUUUUCCUGGAUCCAGACGGUGCCGCCGAUAACCGAGACGAUCUAGCAAAGACCCUAUACUCGCUGUUGUUCACGUGGCUCAAUGAGUAUGUGAAUCGCAAGCUCUGCCGGGACGACUUCGCCACCUUCAUCGCCCUGCUGGACCUCCCUGGCCCGCAAAACAUGACCAGCCGACCUAACUCGCUCGACCAGUUUUGCGUUAAUUACGCUAACGAGCGGUUGCAUCACUUCGUGAUGAAGAGCGUCUUCGAGAAGGACAUGGAGGAGUAUGCCGCAGAGGGUCUUGCCGAUGUCGUGCCUCAGGUUCCUUACUACGAUGACUCUGAGUGCCUGCGAUUGAUCCAGCACAAGCCGGGCGGUCUCAUUCAUAUCAUGGAUGACCAGGCCCGUCGGGCGCCCAAAAAGACAAACCAUACCAUGGCAGAGGCGUUCGGCAGACGUUGGGGAAGCCACUCUUCUUUCCGGCUAGGAGCCGUGGAUAGCCAGGGAUACCCGACCUUCACUAUCCAGCAUUACAAUGGGCCGGUUACGUACACCACCGAUGGCUUCCUCGAGCGCAACCUCGAUGCCAUUAACCCUGAUUUUGUCUCGCUCCUCAGCGGGUCGCCAGGGCGCUUAGGGCAACCCACGAAGCCUACAGGCGAAGGGUCUGCUAACCCUUUUAUAAAGGCAUUAUUUUCGACAAAAAGUCUUGCAGUGCAAGCCGACCCACGUAGUGAUGGUACCAUUGUGGCUGCGCAGCAACCUGUGAAGCCAAUGCGCGCUCCGUCCACACGACGCAAGAGUAUCGGUGGUGGUAGGACCGGGUCUCUCUUGGAAAAGAAAGAGAUCGAUCCGGAGAAGGAUGAUCUCUAUAUGACACAGGGUUCUGCUGGUGGCGCGCCUUGCGUUGCAGGGGAGUUUCGUGGUGCAUUGGAUACUUUGUUCGAAACCCUUGCAGAUGCUCAGCCUUGGUAUAUCUUCUGCAUCAACCCCAACGAUUCUCAGUUGCCGAACCAGUUUGAAGGUCGGGCGGCCAAGGGACAGGUCAAAUGCCUGGGUUUGGCAGAAAUAGCGCAGAGGAUGGGUACCACCUUUGAAGUAAGCGUGACCCUUGACGAGUUCAUCCAGAGGUAUAGGCAGCCAUUGGAGAGUUUGGGAAUUAUAGAGGGGGAGCCGAGAGAACGCAUAGAGCAGACCCGAACUGCCUUCGGCCUUCGGAAUACAGACAUCUCCGUAGGCUACCACAAGGUAUACCUUUCUCAAGUGGCUUUCCACAAACUCGAGGACUCCCUGCGUUCGUCGGAUGAAGAAGAGCAGAAGCGAAACCGCUUCAGAAAUGCUGAGCUUGACGCAGGCCUCCGUCGUAGUGGCAUGGAGGAUCCGUAUGCGCCAUAUGCCAGCGAAGAUGUCUCACCGAUGGACUCACCAUAUGAAGGCCCUUACGGAGACCCAUUCGGCCAGUCAAGCCAUGCGUUGCAGCCGCGUACUCCUGCAUUUCCAUCCGGGGUCCUCUAUGACGACGAAUCUGAUGAACGGAAGUCCCUUCGCAGUGAAGACUACUCAGCGAGCAGGCUUACGAGUAACCGAGACUAUCCUGGAUCAGAUGCCGGCACAGAGUCAUAUGCCCCUUCCCGCAAUAUGUUCCAGAAUGCUGAUACGAAAGCUCUGCUAGCCCAGGAUGGGUUGGACGCGGUGGUUGCAGAUGGGGAGACAACCGAAGUCCUGAAGGAAAGCUCGGCACGCCGCAGAUGGGUAGCAGUAUGCUGGAUGCUCACCUGGUGGGUGCCAACCCCGCUCCUGACGUGGAUCGGUGGGAUGAAGCGCCCAGAUAUUCGUCAGGCAUGGCGGGAAAAGCUAACUAUCAACAUCCUAAUCUGGUUUAUCUGCGCUUGCACACUUUUCGUGAUCGUGGCCCUUGGCGAUCUCAUUUGCCCGACUGAACACGUCUACAGCACCAGUGAACUCGCUUCACACAAUUCACAAGAUAACCCGAACAAUGUCUUUACGUCUAUCAGAGGCGAAGUCUUCGACCUGACUGAGAUCGCUGAGACUCACCAGCGUGCCGUCAGUGUAGUGCCUGCCAAAAGUAUCUUGAAAUACGGUGGCACCGCCGCCGACGAUAUCUUCCCAGUUCAGGUCAGCGCGCUUUGCAAUGGGGUAACGGGUACUGUCAGCCCUUGGGUUGUGCUGGACUCGUCCAAUGAUACCGACCCAAAUGCACAAUAUCAUGAUUUCCGCGCGUUCACGAACGAUUCACGCCCAGAUUGGUAUUGGGAAGUCAUGACCGAAAUGCGCUGGAACAACCGAGUGGGUUUCGUGGGCUAUACUCCCAAGGAAAUCUCCAGCAUGGCUGCCUCGUCGAAAUCGGUGGCAAUAUACAACGGCCUGAUCUACGACCUGACCAAUUACAUCAAUACUCCCCCGUACGUGAAAGCGCCUACCGGCAUGCAGGCCCCUGGAGGGGUUGACGUGAAUUUCAUGCACCCUUCCGUUGUCGACCUCUUCAAAACGGAAGCAGGUGGUGAUAUCACUAAGCAGUUCAAUUCUCUCAAUCUCGACUCCGUCAUCUUACAAAGACAAGCGACGUGUCUGAGGAAUCUUUUCCUAAUAGGCAAAGUCGACAACCGAGAAUCUCCCCAAUGCCUCUUCUCAACCUACAUCCUACUCGCCUUGUCUAUAAUGAUGGUCAGCGUCAUCGGAUUCAAGUUCAUUGCAUCCAUCAAUCUCAGCGCGGAGAGGGCUCCUGAAGACCACGACAAGUUUGUCGUCUGUCAAAUCACCUGCUAUACCGAAGGCGAGCAAUCUCUCAAGAAGACUAUCGAUUCGCUUGCCAGGAUGAAAUACGACGACAAGCGUAAGCUGCUUGUAGUUCUGUGUGACGGUAUGAUCGUUGGGUCUGGAAACGACCGACCAACCCCUCGCAUCGUCUUGGACAUAUUGGGCGCCGAUUUCAAUGAAGAUCCCGAACCCUUGAGCUUCCUCUCUCUCGGCGAAGGCACAAAGCAGCACAACAUGGGGAAAGUCUAUUCGGGAUUGUACGAGACGGGUGGCCACGUUGUUCCGUACCUAGUCGUAGUCAAGGUUGGCAAGCCGAACGAACGCUCCAGGCCUGGUAAUCGUGGCAAGCGGGACUCUCAGAUGCUCCUCAUGCGUUUUCUGAACAAGGUACACUUCAGCUCUCCCAUGAACCCUUUGGAACUAGAAAUGUAUCAUCAAAUCAAGAACGUCAUUGGCGUGAAUCCUAGCUUCUACGAGUACGUAUUCAUGGUAGACGCGGACACAACAGUCGAUCCUUUGUCCCUCAAUCGGCUCGUCUCAGCAAUGAUACGGGACAAGAAACUAUUGGGAGUCUGUGGUGAAACAUCCUUGGCGAAUGCUAAGCAGUCGCUCAUUACCAUGAUGCAAGUGUACGAAUACUUCAUUUCGCACCACAUGACGAAAGCUUUUGAGAGUUUGUUCGGCUCGGUGACCUGUCUCCCUGGAUGUUUUACUCUUUACCGACUACGCACCCCCGACACCAAGAAACCGCUCUUCAUCUCGAACCAGGUCAUCCAAGACUACGCCGAGAAUCGUGUUGAUACGCUCCACAUGAAGAACUUGCUGCAUCUCGGAGAGGAUCGAUACCUGACGACACUCCUUCUGAAGCAUUUUCCAUUCUUGAAAACGCAGUUUGUCCGGGAUGCGCAUGCUUACACAGUCGCACCCGACGACUGGAAAGUCCUUCUUUCUCAGCGUCGGCGCUGGAUCAACUCUACUGUCCACAACCUCGCAGAACUCAUAUUCCUAGACCAGCUCUGCGGUUUCUGUUGCUUCUCUAUGCGGUUCGUUGUGCUUAUUGACUUGGUAUCGACGAUAAUACAGCCGGUGACAGUAGCAUAUAUUGGUUACCUCAUCUAUCUGGCCGUUGGAGCAAGGCAGAGCAUCACGACGGUCUCCAUUGUCAUGAUCGCCGCGGUGUAUGGAUUACAGGCUCUCGUGUUCGUUGUCCGGCGUAAAUGGGACAUGAUCGGCUGGAUGAUUUUCUAUAUCCUGGCAAUACCAGCGUUUUCCUUCCUUCUCCCCUUGUAUUCUUUCUGGAAGAUGGAUGAUUUCUCAUGGGGUCAGACGCGUGUCGUUCUUGGUGAGCAGGGCAAGAAGUUGGUUGUACACGAUGAGGGUAAGUUCGACCCUAAGUCCAUCCCUCUCAAAUCAUGGGAGGACUAUGAAAACGAGCUUUGGGACAAGGAGUCCAACCAUAGUAUCGGUUCCUGGAUACCGCCCAGUAAGAUCGAGAGGGUUGACUAUGCGGCAUCCCGAGGGCCGUCCUUGUACGGGGCUGAAACCUACUACGAGCGGAAGAUGGACUCUCCGCCAGCAAUGCCGACGCCAUACGUCAGGCCUCCAAGCUACCGCUCGGGCCACAACACUCCCGUUCGCGCAAUGAGCGAAAUCGGCAGCGUACUCCACCAGCCUGUGCCGUCGCGGGCUGUGUCUAGCCACCUCGAUUUCGACCUCCAGGCCAUCACUGGCUCGGAAGGGGCCCCAUCCGACACCGAGCUAGAGAGGGCAGUCCAGGUCAUUCUGCGAGGAGCGGACCUUAACACGAUCACGAAGAGGGAGAUACGGAGGAGGUUGGAGGAGCAGUUCGGCGUGGACUUGACUUCAAGGAAAGCAGUCAUCAAUGCUGCCAUAGAGCGCGAGCUGGCUUGAAUGCUCAUCAGCGAUGCCAGCGAUGGCGGAACCUUCGUUUGAUUGCCAUCUUUUCUGGACCCCGGAUAUUCGGACCUCUCGGCUCUGGACUUGCACUCGGUAUUCUGUCGUUCGGCUCGCGGACACUGGUAAUGUAGAAUCGAUCAUAAUCUGUG